This is a messenger RNA of Candidula unifasciata, 1593 nucleotides long. The record is from the annotation of a GenBank genome assembly. NCBI's taxonomy places the organism in Eukaryota, Metazoa, Mollusca, Gastropoda, Stylommatophora, Geomitridae.
AUGGCGGACGACUCGAAUAAAAUUGAACAGGAGCGAAGGGAAGCCUAUAUUGGAGAGAAACAGAAUCAUCUACGUGAUGGAUAUGGAACCUACAUUUAUAAGAACUCAUUUUUUCGCUAUGAGGGACAGUGGUUGAAGGGAAUAAAACAUGGUCAUGGAAAACUUGUGAUGAAAGAUGGAACAUAUUAUGAAGGACAGUUUGUAAAAGGCGAAAUAAAUGGCAAUGGUUAUAAAUAUUCUGCACAUGCACAGACAAAAUACACCGGGCAGUUUCUCUAUGGAGAAAUGCAUGGGGACGGCUCUAUGAUUUAUAAGAAUGGCAGCGUGUAUGAUGGUCAGUGGUACAGGAACAAGAGACACGGAUUUGGUACCUUGAAUACAAGAAGGACUGAUGAAGUAGUUGUUCAGUUUAUUUUUGCAGACAGUGAAGAAGCUAAUUCAUAUGAUUACACAUACCAUAAUCUCAGUAAUGGUGACAGAUAUGAAGGUCAGUGGGUCAUGGACAAAAGACAAGGUCAUGGAGAGCUGAUGUGUUCAGAUGGUACAAGUUACAAUGGCCAAUUUAUGAAUAAUUUCUUCCAUGGUGAGGGAAUGAUGCGACAUGCUUCAGGUAUAUACUACAGUGGCUUGUGGAUUAAUGGCUACCCAGCCGUUAUGGCAACUAAGAUUGUACUGAUUGGGGAUCAGUCUCCCUUGGUUUUGAGUCAAGGUCAACCUUUCUCUAUUAAAGUGGAAUGCAGAAAUGAUGAGGAUGAACUUGUGCCUGACUCAGCCAGGGAGCUCCAGGUAAUUGCAGGCUUCAAGUACUGGGAACCUAAAGAAGGAUCUGCCCUUUUUGAUAUGAUUGAAGAUGUUGAAAAUAAGCCGAUUCCAACUCCAUUCUACAGUGUUGUCCCCUACCCACUGACUGACCAACUUCCUGAAACAAAAACAACAGAUGACCAUAAGUCUGAAACAAGAAUGACCAGUACCAGAAGGACUCUUGAAGAAGAUGAUGAAGAUGAUGUCAGAGCAAGCAUCGAUGAAGCUUUUCUUGACCCCCCUCAGAUUACUAGCCUGAUAAAAGAGAGCAAGUUAUCCAUUGAGACCGCAGAUGAUAGAUCUAGUUUUAUGUCUGCUGUGAAGCAGCCUUCAGUAGCUUUGCUGACUUACUUGCAAGAAGAGCUCCCAGCAGACCAGGAAGGCGAGGCAGAUGACGUCACUCAGUUGUUUCCCCCUGUUGCAACGAAACCAACUACCAAUGGAAUAUGCGAGUGGCUGAAUUUGCAGUUGGCUCCACCACCUCCUAUGUAUCGCCCAUUUGUUAUCAUGGAGGAAGAAACAAAAACAGCAACAAGAAAGUCAUUACUGAAAGAAAGAAAAAGCUUACCUAGAAAUUCGAUUGAGUUAUCAAAGUAUCCAUCCAAAAUCGAGAAAGUCAGAAAAGAAGAAAAGUUUGCUCGUCCAGGAGAAUACAUAUUGAUAGUUCAGGAUGUGACAAACCCACCCUUCAUGGGGCGAAGGUUGGAGCCCGCGUACCUGGUUAUUCAACUGACAGAGCCUCAGGAAACCAUAAUCAAGAAGAAAAGAAAGGGUGACAAGAGAUCAAAGUAA